AUACAUGAAAAUUAUAUUAGAAAUUUGAAAAGUCAAAAAUGGUUAAAUACAAUUUAUUUAAAGAUAUACUAAGACAAGAAGAAAUAGAAAAUUUUUUUGAUGCUUGUCAACGACACAGGGACUACUAUAGAGGUUAUCCAAAAGCUCAUCAUCCCUUGCUAUACUUUAAAGACCCGGAAUACAUGUGGCAAUGUCCGCCAGAGAUGUCGCCAACAUAUUUAUCGUUCCCGAUGUACCAUGUGAAGUAUAAGCAACCAGUUGUGCUACCAGGCAACACUGGAAGAACCAGUGGUUUCCCCGCGUUGCCGAACCGCACACUUGCUGGACGCUUUAACAAAGCGGCCUGUAAAGCCUUUGUUAGAUGACCAGUAUACAUUUUCUAGCGAUAUUUUGUAUAAUGUCUAUUUUGUAAUUAAAU
Vanessa atalanta (red admiral) is the source of this 418-nucleotide messenger RNA. RefSeq lists its product as uncharacterized. NCBI's taxonomy places the organism in Eukaryota, Metazoa, Arthropoda, Insecta, Lepidoptera, Nymphalidae. The transcript is spliced from 3 exons. Bases 39 to 365 code for a protein of 108 amino acids. The record is from RefSeq and is a predicted model, not a curated record.